AUGUGCUUCCCAAGCAAACGUCAGAAGGAUUACUUCGCUGAUAAAAGUACGGCCGCCCCCCAGAACGGUACAAAAGGAACACAAGGCACUGCUGCAGCUUCAUCUCAACCUCCCCCCACUGAAGUCCCCCCUUCAAUCCCACUUGAGCACAUUACCGUCGACGAACAACCACCCACAAUGGCACCAAAGAUCGCGAUUGUCACGUACUCCAUGUACGGCCACAUCAAUACAUUGGCCGACGCCAUCCUCAAAGGCAUCAAGGAAGCCGGUGGGAGUGCUGACCGCUACCAGGUGCCCGAGACGCUGCCCCAAGAAAUCUUGACCAAGAUGUACGCCCCAGCGAAGGCAGAUAUUCCCAUCAUCACCCCCGAGAUUUUGGCUACAUAUGACGCCUUCAUCUUUGGUAUCCCAACUCGUUAUGGCAAUUUCCCUGCUCAAUGGAAGGCUUUCUGGGAUUCGACCGGUGCCCUGUGGGCCUCCGGAGCUUUGGCAGGCAAAUACGCCAGCGUUUUCAUAUCAACCGCUGGCCAGGGUGGAGGACAAGAAUCUACCGCUAUCGCGUCCUUAUCAACGCUCACUCACCAUGGUUUGAUUUACGUCCCUUUCGGUUACGCGAAGGCCUUCAAGCAACUUUCGGAUCUCUCAGAAGUGCACGGUGGAUCUCCCUGGGGUUCUGGCACCUUCGCCGGACCAGACGGCUCCCGUCAGCCCAGUGCCCUCGAGCUCGAGAUUGCUACGCUCCAGGGCCAAUACCUCUACGAGGUUGUCUCCAAAGUCAAGUUCUAA
Pleurotus ostreatus (oyster mushroom) is the source of this 786-nucleotide messenger RNA. RefSeq names its product Minor allergen Alt a 7 (gene ALTA7). The record is from RefSeq and is a predicted model, not a curated record. Gene Ontology annotation, molecular function: NAD(P)H dehydrogenase (quinone) activity; FMN binding. Lineage: Eukaryota; Fungi; Basidiomycota; Agaricomycetes; Agaricales; Pleurotaceae. Bases 1 to 786 code for a protein of 261 amino acids. The transcript has 6 exons.